Xylona heveae TC161 is the source of this 3351-nucleotide messenger RNA. RefSeq lists its product as hypothetical. The record is from RefSeq and is a predicted model, not a curated record. The transcript is spliced from 3 exons. NCBI's taxonomy places the organism in Eukaryota, Fungi, Ascomycota, Xylonomycetes, Xylonales, Xylonaceae. Bases 1 to 3351 code for a protein of 1116 amino acids. Gene Ontology annotation, cellular component: cytosol.
AUGGAUACCAAUCGCUGUAUUGAUCCGGACACGGUCCCAGAUUGGGAAGAAUUUAUGGCAAAUCCUCCCAAGCUGCAGAGAGAAGAAAUACGACAUACGGUGGUGUGCAAAGUUCGAAGAUUGCACUGGAAUAUCUAUCAGCGCCUUCGCCGCCCGGAACCCACUCUGUCACGUUGUCCGGUUUGUGAUUCGGUGCCCUUUGGGUGGGCAAAGCCAGACUUUGACUGCAAGGUCGAUCCAAUCGCUGAAUUUCAUCUUCCUGGAUUUAUUGCUCCAAGAUUGUGGGGAGAGGCCCGGUUCUCUCACCUGUAUUUACGCAUCGGAUUCCGUUACCAGAAUCUAGUUGCUCACAGAAUGGAAAAGCUUGGGCUGUUGGAGGCAAAGCCGGCGGCAGGGCCGGUCAGCCCGUAUGUCGUACAGCUUAAAUUGGUUUUGCUGAUUUUCCAAGCGCAUUUUGACACGCCCGGCCUCAUGAAGGAGUCGACGAUCCAAAAUGCACUAGAGGCUGGAAAGGUCAUUCUAGAUUUGACGCAGCGGAAAGCAUAUGUCAGAGAGGCAUUAGGUUUCAACAAAGAAAUAUGGGCCGGCAUGGCCGACUUACUAGCAGCUGCUACGCCGGAACUCGAGCGGCAGUCUUUCUCGAGCCCAGAGUCUGUCGCCUCUCUGCCAAACACGCUCCCUGGCACAUGUUCAACAGUCAUCGCCUUCAAUUUCGCAACCCUGUUUAGGGAUAUUGAGCGGGUGAAUGACAUUUGCAUAAUUGCGCGGAACUGCUUAGCGACGAAAGAUACAGCGCAAGAUUUCGCUGCUCUUGCAGGCUUUGACGCUCAGGUGCUCAAACUGAUUGACAUUUGCGUUCGAGUCACCGCAAGAGGUUACGACGGAGAGGCUGGCACCAGAAGCGAGGAGAAGUGGCAGAGAGCGAUUAAUGCCUACAAGAAAUUGUUGAUCACAUGCCUCCAAUUUCUCCACAACCUUGUCAUGGGCAAUGAACGACGAAAGCUGCUGCUGUGGCUCGAUCUCUUUUGCCCCACGGCGGAAAUGGACUCUUUAAGCUGCGGUCUCCUUCAGGGUCUCCCUGCCCACAACAUUCCUCCCCCGAGAGAGAAUAUCUCUGCCACGCCAGAGACAGUAGCAUCCUCGGCAUCCAAGGAAGCCUCAAGGGUUGUACAAACAUUUAAAGAGGCUGCGGAUGGACUGACGGCCGAAGUGGAGCAACUGAGGCUGCAAGACAGUUCAGAAGAAAGCUUCCAAGCGUCCGCCAUUCGUGCAAUUAGGGGUACAGUGGACGGUCUAGCCGCUGAGAUUCAACAACUUCGCAUGCAGGGCUUGGAUGGGCAUAUCCCCCGCAUACCUCCUCUUCAGGAUAACAAAGGCAAAGAGCGCGUGGGAGUUUCCGAGGAUUUGUACGAACAAAUUGACAAUUUGAUCAUGGAAAGUGUCAAGAAGGGAUCUGCGGCCUCGUUGGAAAACAUUGUCAACCUUAGAUAUGCGCUAGCUUCUUCCAGUGAGGGAGAGGGCGCCAAUACUACAUCUCCACUAACCCCGAAAGACCCGGGUAUGCCUGCAGGUUUCCCUUCGCCCAACUUUUCUGGCCCCGUUACGGAGGAGGACAAGGUCAUGACGCGGACACCGGAAGCCGCAGCGUUAACUCUUGAGACUGCGAAGAAGCAGCUAAUGGACCGGCUUCGCGACCAAUCUUUGACAGAUGAGCACGAGCCUCCAUUUGAGGGAUCAGAGGACGGUGAUCUGAGAGAUGACCCUGACGGGGUGCAAGGCGAAGGCAGUUUGGAAGACGAGGACGAUGACUACCAAGGGCCUGGCGACCAAGAGCGGGGAUUGCUCACGGAUGUUCCUUUAAUUCUCGGACCGCACGAGAUUGAAGCCCUUCCCAUGAUCAUUCAGACCGGUAUCGUGAACGCCUUUGGGGGAUCCCGAAAUGCAAAUCCCGAUGGCACACAGCCCGUCACUAAUAUGCAAGCUGUGCGCUGCAACAUUCUCCUCGCCCAGGAGGUGGGACGAAAUUUGCUGCGUGAGCUUUUGAUCUUUGUUGCAGCGUGGGAUCUGCAGGAUGAAGACUUUUAUACCAAGCUCAUGGUGCAAAUCAUGCAAGCGGUUCUCGAGAAUGGUCUUCUCCCCUUUACGUACAUGACAUUCGGCGAAGCCAAGGACAUCAUCUCUCCCGCUCAAGCUGUCAUCGUCAAGAUUCUCACCUCCAUCUUUCGGCAAAAGCAAGCGAUUGCCAACGCGGCCGCAACUGCAUCGAGCCCCGUCACCGGCCGGGCCACUUCUCCUUCCAAGCCUCUGUACCCAUCACGUGUCGAGGUUGUCAUGGUUCGCUACCUUUUCAGCGUGUUCCGGCAGUCCAUCAUCCCAGAGACUUGCGCUUUAAUCUACCUUCAAGGUCAGAUUCACGCAGGCAACGCCAUCCCGGACGUUUUCCCCUUGAACUUGUGGGACGUCGAACGCGUCUACGAAGGCGUAUAUCAAUUCCUCGAAUUCUUUGCUGUUCUCACCGAGCACGAAGAAUGGAAAUCUCUUCUAAUUAAGUGGGAGCUCGUCAACGAACUCGUCACCUUGUUGCGUGAACUCGAGGAAAGCAUUCCCAAGGGUUCAUUUGACGAGCCGCCUUCACCUAGCCCCGCUACCCCUUCUACUACCACCGGGACAGCAGCGGGCGCUGGAGUUGGAGCUGGAGCUAAAACUACAUCUAACCCGGCACCACCACCGCCUCCUCCCCCUCCCCCUGCCCAAGCCAAUCCUUCCCCGCCGCCCGUCGUGUCCGUGGAACGGCCCUUUGACACGGACCCAGGCGCUUCGUCUACUCCCGGAAUCGCCCUUGCCAAUGGCGGCAACGGACCCCUCGCUCUCCCACCGACGCUUCAAAACCCAUACUCCCUCGACCCAUCGGUCAACGAGCUCGUCGACGACCCCGACGCUGCAGCCGCUCACGGCCUCGGCAACGAGUACCCGCAGGAUUUCGAAUGGCGCAACCUCAAGAAACUCGUCAUUCUCGUUCUUUCCUCGCUCGUAUGGAAAUCACCCACCGUGCAAAACCAGGUCCGCCAGUACGGCGGCAUGGAGCAGAUCCUCUCCUGCUGCCGCUUCGACCAGCAUAAUCCGUACAUUCGCGAACACGCAAUCAUGUGUCUCCGAUUCCUCCUCGAAGGAAACCGUGAAAACCAGCAACUUGUUCACGAACUCGAGCCGAAGAUGGCUGUGCCCAGUGAAGUCCUCGACAAGAGAGGCUACGAAACGUUCAUCGACGACGCAGGUAAAGUUGGGCUGAGAAGAAAGGAUGGAUUGAGCGCUGCGGCUGCCGCUGCUGCAGCCUCUGCCAACCGGAAGUAA